AUGGCUAGUGAGGAUAGUUUUCUAGUCUUGGUACACCACAGAGGGGGGAUUAAGAGAAAAACUCGGUCCGGUGUGAAGUUCACCGAUAAGGAUCCUCUAUGUAUUAUCGUGAGGCCUAUGACGAGCUACGAUGCCCUCGUUAGCUCUGUGCUGGUGAAGCUUGGUCUGGAAGGAGUGAAAAGGGUUAAGAAGUUUUUCUAUCGCAUUCCAACCACGGUGCUCCAUGAUACGGUGAACUCGGGUGGUUCGAACCAGAAUACCAACACUAUAGCCACGGUGGCCGGUUCAAGCUCGAGACCUGCAGUUGCUUCAUCCUCCGUACCUGUGUAUGAGCCACAGAUCCAGCCUGUCGCCUCCCCUUCGUUCGCUGUUGAUCUCAGCGGCAACGUUGGCGACGAGGUUCGAUAUGGGGAACAUCUUCCGACCGAAGUACAUUGUCCUACACCGGCUGGUGUUGGUGAAGGAUUGUUUGAUGAUCCAGAUGACGAUGAUGUGGAGCCGGAUAUGAUCGCUGAUGACAGUGGCGAUGAUCUCGGAGCGAGUGAUCCGAGAGGGGCUACAGGUGGAUCUAGUUCUGGCACACAGCAGUACCCACCCCAUUUUUCAUCGUUGGACCUGGAUGCCAUGAGGCAGGAUGGACAUCCUGGCAUCCGCCGAGGGGUACAGUACAAGGUAGUUGAGUCUGACUAUCGCAGGUAUGUGGGAAAGUGUUCUGAGUUUGGGAAUGGGUGCACAUGGUUGAUUCGGUUGAGUCUCCGGCAGCGCAAUGACAUCUGGGAAGUCAAACGGUACAACGGACCGCAUACUUGUCUCGCCACCUCCAUCUCCAGCGACCAUAGGAGUCUGGACUACCAUGUCAUAGCGACGUUCAUUAUGCCAAUGGUGAGGGCUGAUGCAUCCGUCAACAUCAAGGUGCUUCUAAAUGCCACGGCCGCACACUUUGGGUUCAGGCCUACGUAUAGGAGGGUAUGGAUGGCGAAACAAAAGGCCGUUGCUGUCAUCUAUGGGGACUGGGAUGAGUCGUACAACGAGCUUCCUAGUCCUCAGGACUUGUCCUGUUCGAGUUGGGGGACAGCUGGACGAGUCUCAGGCUUUUUUUCAGAGGCUAUUCUGGACGUUCCCCCUUGUAUCGAGGCUUUUCGUCAUUGCAAGCUGUUGGUGAGUAUUGACGGCACCCAUCUAUAUGGCAAGUAUGGGGGAACGUUGCUUGUCGCGAUUGCACAAGACGGGAACUCCAGCAUACUCCCUGUGGCAUUUGCACUAGUUGAGGGUGAGAAUGCUGAGUCUUGGUCCUUCUUUCUCUCCCACCUCCGCCACCACGUGACACCUCAGCCAGGUCUGUUAGUUAUUUCAGAUAGGCAUAACGGCAUCAAGGCAGCGCUCGAGGCUCCUGAUGGGGGAUGGCUACCUCCGGCUGCAUACCGGGCAUUCUGCAUUCGACAUGUAGCAGCGAAUUUCGCCCUCACCUUCAAGGGCAAGGACGCCUAG
Messenger RNA from Arachis ipaensis, 1488 nucleotides. RefSeq lists its product as uncharacterized. The record is from RefSeq and is a predicted model, not a curated record. NCBI's taxonomy places the organism in Eukaryota, Viridiplantae, Streptophyta, Magnoliopsida, Fabales, Fabaceae.